Molecule: messenger RNA, 2307 nt
Organism: Microtus ochrogaster (prairie vole)
Lineage: Eukaryota; Metazoa; Chordata; Mammalia; Rodentia; Cricetidae
Product: sodium-dependent glucose transporter 1C-like
Exons: 2
Coding region: 1-1341 (446 amino acids)
Biological process (GO): transmembrane transport
Molecular function (GO): D-glucose transmembrane transporter activity
Source: RefSeq, a predicted model, not a curated record
AUGGAGAGUGAAGGUUCUGGGCGGCGAGCUGGGGCCAGGGUCGAAGUCCAGCCGCCGCAGGAGGUCCUGAGUCGGGACGGUCCCUGGGGGAAGGUGGAGUCUGGAGGAGCCCAGCGCAGAGCCCGGGAGGGUCCGCCCGCAGCAGGAGCUCUCCGCAGCCGCCAAGCUGGAACUAAACGUCAAGACCGGGAGCUCUGGGCCCGCGGCUGGUGCCCAGCGGCUCUACCAGGCGGAGACCCUGGCAGAAAGCAAGCCGGCCCCUGCGACCUCCUGGAGGAGUGGCCGGGCCAGGAGCGUGCUGCGCUGGUUCUCCACCGCGGUCCUGUAUGCCGCCUUCCUGGGGCUGGUGCAAAUGUCCUCAUCUUGGCUCUUUGGGGGGACAAAGGAGCCCCACACAUGCAGGCCUUGCACUUCAGUUUCGCCUUGGGUGCUGUCCUGGCUCCCCUGCUGGCUAAAUUGGCCUGGAGUACCUCAGAAUCCACUCAGAACCACACAGAGUCUGCCUUUGACCCGCUAAUGCUGAACCGAUCCUCUGAAGCCACCUCAGACUCUCUGUUUGCGGUACCCGAGAACAUGAAUCUGCUGUGGGCGUACGCUUCCACUGGCACCUAUAUUUUAGUAGUUUCUGUCUUUCUCUUUGGUCUGUUUUGUAUUAAACACUCAAGGCAGAAAAAAAACACAGAUUCUGCUCAGGGUGCUCGAAGAGCUAAAUAUCACAGGACCCUGCUCUGUCUCCUCUUUGUCUUCUUCUUCUUUUAUGUUGGAGCUGAGAUAACAUUUGGCUCUUACCUAUUUUCCUUUGCCACCACCCAUGUUGGCAUGAAAGAAAGUGAAGCAGCCGGCUUGAACUCUGUCUUCUGGGGGACCUUUGCAGCCUGCAGGGGCCUGGCCAUUUUCUUUGCAACAUUCUUACAGCCUGGAACCAUGAUUGUGUUGAGCAACGUUGGCAGCCUUGUCUCAUCUUUCUUUCUGGUGCUUUUUGACAAGAGCCCUCUCUGCCUUUGGAUUGCGACUGCUGUGUAUGGAGCCUCAAUGGCAACCACAUUUCCCAGUGGAGUUUCCUGGAUUGAGCAGUACACCAGCCUAAGUGGGAAGUCUGCAGCAUUCUUCGUAAUUGGUGCCUCUCUAGGAGAUAUGGCGAUUCCUGCAGUCAUCGGAAUUCUUCAAGGACACUACCCAGACCUGCCAGUGAUUCUGUACGUCUGUUUUGCGUCAGCCAUAUUCACUGGAGUUAUAUUUCCCGUGAUGUAUAAAUUAGCCACCUUACCUCUGGAACGCCAGCACAAAGGAAAAAGAAAAGGCGAGGACCAGAAAGCUUUGUCCACUAGUUCUAGACUGUGAGCAAGAGACUAAACAGGAAGAUGAAAAAAAAAAAAAAACAACAAUGAAAUAGAUUUUGAAGUGGUUGAAAUGAGUGACCCAACGAGGCCAUCUUUAAUGGGGUCAUUUAGAGAUGUUUUCUUGAAGGGGCCCUUCUGCUCAGUCCUCUGCAGUUAAUAAAGGCAACCCCUUGACACACUCCAGACAAAAAGGAUGUAUACUUAGAGAGGAAGAAUUCCUUAAGGACGUCACUGAAUAAAGCGUUCAAUCAUCGGGAGAGUGAGGAUUUUUCAAUACCUGCUGGCAUUCAUGCUUUCUGGGUCUACUUAUAGAGAAAGCUAAAGAAUUUAGAAACACGUUCUGUGAUUCUCAGUCAUCCAUAAGAUCUUGCUAGGAGAUUCAUUCUGACAGACACAUACACAGGUAAUGUUGAUGGUCGCCACCUUUCAGAGCAUGCAAAGAAGACGGUUGGGUUGGGAAGCUGUGGGGCGUGCCAACAGCAGACAGAUGUGCUCAACAGUGAUCACCCACCUAUGUUCUGCCAGGUAUUCUGGGAGUGUUCUUCUGAAGGCAUCCUUGUAAGGGUCCGACAUUUCCACAGCUGCUGUAGGGCUGGGUCACAGAGUACCAGGGGCAAUGGCUGGUUUCAGGUUUUUAUUUCUACAAAGGAAACACAGAGCAAGGUUUAAGUUAUGUGUGGCUUCUCAACAUGACUCUGCCUCUCAGAUCUGCCCUGAGGCACUCAGAACAGGCCUCUGUGUCCUCUCCAGACCCUGAAUUUCUAUAAAGGAAAUUGAAAAUCUCCCAAAUUGAAAAUCUAUGUAUCAUGAAGUUUUUGUGAGAUGUCUCCUAGACAAGCUCUAGCUUGCUCGUCAUUGCAAAUUCUGAGUGAAACAGAGAUGAUCAAAAACUUAAUUAAGAAUGUGAUACUAAUUACAUGUGCUGUUUAAUGUACUCAAGGCCAAAUAUAAAUAGUCUUUUGAAAAA